AUGGUCCCUUCAGUUGAUGGCCGCCUCGCUAUCCUUGUUGGCAUUCCUUUGUCCUUGGUUGCUGUCACUGCCCUCAGGCGGUUCAUCGAGAGCCGGCGGAAUAAACCCUCUCUUCCCCCAGGCCCAGUGCCGCUCCCACUGGUAGGGAACGUCUUAUCUAUUGACACAAAAGAGCCUUGGUUGACGUAUACUGAAUGGCGUGCUACUUACGGGGACUUGAUCUUCGUGCGACUCCUAGACCAGGAAACGGUCGUGAUCAAUUCUCAGCAUGUGGCAGAAGCCUUGCUAGACAAGCGUUCUCGCAUUUACUCCGACAGACCGUACUUAGCUACACUCGAGCCAUAUGGCUGGACGAUCAACUUUGGAUUCAUAGGUUACGGUGACGAAUGGCGUCUUUGCCGACGACUCUUCCAUCAAACGUUCCGUCCCGAGUCUGCACUCAAAUUUCGUCCAAUGCAACUCAAGCGAGCUCGUGAGAUGGUGGUCAACCUAAUCGACGAACCUCAACAUUAUGAGUCCCACUUCGCAACAUUAUCGUCCUCUGUUGCGAUGUCAACCGUAUAUGACUACGAUGCCAGUGCUCGCGAUGAUCCUGUGGUCCAGCUCGUGAUCAAAGCGCUAGUUCCGGGCUUUACUGUGUUGACCCCGGAGAGAGCAAUGCUACUUAAAGCUUUCCCAUUCUUACUGAAGUUACCUGACUGGUGCUGGGGAUCCUCGAUCAAGCGUGGUGCUCGAUCUUCAAGGGAUCGCGUGAAUGAAAUGGCCGACGUGCCUUUUCGAUAUGUGCAGCAGCACAUGGCCGACAGCUCGCUCCUCGGUCAGUCCUCAAUGGUAGCAGAAAAUUUGCAACGGAUGGAGACGCAAGAUGAGGCCUCGAAACCAAUGUUCGAGACUGCUUUGAAGAAAGCGGCUACUACUGCUAUUCCUCAUAUGAGACACUUGAUGGUUUUUCUUCUCGCGAUGGUAUUAUAUCCAGAUGUUCAGAGACGUGCACAAACGGAGAUCGACUCAGUGAUUGGAAGAGAUCAGCUACCUACAUUUGAGGACAGAGCAUCACUACCCUACAUUGAGGCAGUUCUGCGGGAGACUUUCCGAUGGCAGCCUAUUGUACCCCUUGGUAACUUAGACUUCUUACUGUGUGAUCUCGCCUGUACUAAAGACGAUCUUCUAGGCGUGCCGCAUGCUACAUCGAGUGACGAUACAUAUAAUGGUUACUUCAUUCCAAAAGGAGCGACCGUUGUGUACAAUACAUGGGCCAUUUCACGGGAUGAAAAGCGGUACCCCAACGCAUCCCGUUUCAUGCCAGAGAGGUUCAUCGACGUCAACGGCGCGCUGACCAAUGAUGACCCUGCGGAGUACAUUUUUGGCCUAGGUCGGCGUAUAUGCGCAGGCCGGUCUACUGCCGAUGCCUCUGUAUGGUCUGCCAUUGUGACCAUGCUGGCUACAGUGGAUAUUUCUUCCGCCAAAGAUGACCAGGGUAAAGUGAUCGACUUCACCCCCGAGUUCAUCCCCGGAGUGGUUCGGUACUUAGCUUCCUCAUAUCCUUCUGACCUCCCGUGA
Suillus paluster is the source of this 1560-nucleotide messenger RNA. Its product is annotated as cytochrome P450. Gene Ontology annotation, molecular function: monooxygenase activity; oxidoreductase activity, acting on paired donors, with incorporation or reduction of molecular oxygen; heme binding. NCBI's taxonomy places the organism in Eukaryota, Fungi, Basidiomycota, Agaricomycetes, Boletales, Suillaceae. The coding region runs from base 1 to 1560 and encodes 519 amino acids. The record is from RefSeq and is a predicted model, not a curated record. The transcript is spliced from 11 exons.